Messenger RNA from Grosmannia clavigera kw1407, 2295 nucleotides. RefSeq names its product acetamidase regulatory protein. NCBI's taxonomy places the organism in Eukaryota, Fungi, Ascomycota, Sordariomycetes, Ophiostomatales, Ophiostomataceae. The record is from RefSeq and is a predicted model, not a curated record. Gene Ontology annotation, molecular function: DNA-binding transcription factor activity, RNA polymerase II-specific; DNA binding; zinc ion binding. Bases 1 to 2295 code for a protein of 764 amino acids. Gene Ontology annotation, biological process: DNA-templated transcription; regulation of DNA-templated transcription. The transcript is spliced from 2 exons.
AUGAGGCCCGUCCUACAGGACGGAGACCAAGGACCUCCAGACACAUCACGUGACCGGGUCAACUUGCAAUCUGCCCCACAAGAUAUCAAGGAUUUCGGCCGCAAUGCUCGGUUCCGACUUUCUGGUCAACGACCGACAGUCAUGGAUCAGCACCGGCGGCGGCAGCAGCGAAAGGCGUGUGAUGUGUGUCGUCGUCGCAAGGUGCGCUGCGACAUUGAGUUGCAGCCGGGCGGACGCUGCUCGGUGUGCAGCAAGGCGGACAUUGAGUGCCGAUCCACCACGCAAUGGGCGAAGCCCAGACGGCGCACAACGGGCGCUGCCGAUGCAGGUGCAGGUGCAGACGUUCCCAUUGCUGUUGCUCCGCCCAAGACGGGCAACGAUGCACCGUUGCAGGACAUGGGCAGCCGACAUGCCGUUGAGGCCUCUCCCGAAAGCGGACCACGCGCCCAGGGAAGCGUGUCGGGCGCGGCAUCGACGGCGGACGGCGAUGGCGGUUCGUCGCGGUGGGCUGCACGGACGCUGUCGACGGGCUCCAGCACGGCCACGAAGCCACAACAGCAGGCCAAUGGUGACGGCGAAGCAGGGAGCGACAAGAGGUCAUCAGGCUGUCGACAGGAGCAGCUGGCACGCAGCGGGCUCGCACGGUUCUUCAAGCAAGGCAUCGGGGCGGGGAUCUGGAAGGUGUUUGACCCGACGGACUUUCGGAUCGCAUACGUGGGCACGGCAGCAUCCAACAUGGCGCACCUAGUGGACCUGCACGCAUCACACCGACAGCAGCCGCUGUCUCCUGCAGGAACGGCGACGGCAGCCGAUCCAGGCGGGCUCGGACGGGCGCUGCACUACCCCUACCCGCCGAUCCGACCGCCCAAGUCGUGGAAGCCGAGCGUGCAGGACUGGGGCUUCUCUCUGCCACAGGAUCUGGCGUCGGACGUGUCGUCGUUCCCGGUGCCCGAGGUGCGUGAUGCUCUGGUGGCGGCAUACUUUCGGCACAUCCACCCGAUCCUGCCGGUGGUGUCGAUGCCCGAGUUCCUGGCGGCCUACAGCGAUGCCAGCCGGUCUCCGCCACCGCUGCUGCUCUUCCAGGCCGUGCUGAUGGCCGGGGCCCAUGCGUGCGACCACCCACUCGUGGCGGCCGACCGUCAUGCCGUCAAGAGCGUGCUCUUCCGCCGUGCUGCUCUGCUGUACCACACGCGACACGAGACAGACAGGAUCCACUUGAUGCAGGCCGCCCUGCUGUUCACAUGGCACGUUGGCGACGGCGACACCAUCUCGGGCGGCCCGUGGUAUUGGGCCGGCAUUGCCGUGCGCAUUGGCUGCGGCAUGGGUGCUCACCGUCACAACGCUGCUCUGCCGACACCCGAGGCCGCUCAGUACUGCCGCUGCUGGUGGACUGCCUUUGUGUGCGAGGUCCUAUCGGCCCUCGAGACCGGCCGGCCGUGUGCGGUGCGUGCUGAGGAUAUGGACCAGAUGCUGCCGACCGAUGCCGUCCUGACCGAUGCUCCGGCUGCUGGGGCUGAUGUUCGCGGCGGUGCCAGUGCUGCUUUUCUUAGCCGCAUCGUCGAGCUGUGUUACAUCGGCCUCGACAUCCUCUCGGCCAACGCACCCUCACGCCGGCUUAUCGUCGACAUGGAUGGCAUCGACAACCGUCUCGGUCUGUGGUCUCUGCGAGCCGGCAUCGCGUCGACGCUCAGCCGUGGCGACGGGUCUGCUGCUGCUGCUGCUGUUGCAACCACAGAUGCCGUCAGCUAUACCGCUGCCGAGCAGUGCCAGCUCCGGAUGCACUACGGACUCAUGCUGUUGCACCUGCACCGCAGCUGCCGGUCGCAGACGCCGGCGACGCCGGCCAGCCCGUCCGUCUGCUCAGCGGCUGCGCGCGCCGUCAUCACGUCGCUCGAGACGCUCGCCACCCUGGACGGCGGCCUUGCGGGCUGCCACUUUGCCAGCGUCAGCGCCGUCACGGCCGCGGCCAUCCAGACGGCCCACGAGGUGCAUGAGGCUGCGCUGGCUCGCUCCUUUCUCAUCGUCAUCACGGCACUCGAACAGCUCGCCCGGCUUCUGCGCGUGGCCGAGCUGCUGGCCAAGCACUGGCCCAAUGCUCAGGCCAUCUGCGACGUCUUCCAGGAACUGCAUCAGGAAUACGAGACCUACGUGGCCCAGGACCUUCGCGGAGAGCAGGCCAUCAUCCCCGAGAGCCAGCCCGACUGGAAUCUGCUGCUGGCUGGCGUCCAGAUGUCCCGUCUGAGCGGCGGCCUGGCCUCGGAGCAGGACUGGAUGAACAUGCCGAACAUGCCCUGA